AUGUUCGUUAAUCACAUUUGGAGCUGUGGUGAUGUCGAGCGGAGAAGCGGAGAAGCGAAGAAACGGAAGAAGGAGGUUAGCAGGGAGAGUUCUGGGAAUGCCAAACUCUUUGUGGAUAAAGAUGCUAAGAAGAGGUAUGAUUCAUUCAUUGUUAAACGUCCUCUGUUAAUUAAGCGUGGUGUUUACCUUGAUGAGCUAGUAGGGAGGGUGGAUUCCCUUAAAAUACUUCGGGCUCGGAAAUGGGAACCUUUGUGUGAUGUGAAUGUGGAUGAUAAAACAUAUGUUGAACUGGUUAAGUUUUUUUAUGCAAAUGUUCAUGAGUAA
This is a messenger RNA of Ilex paraguariensis (yerba mate), 324 nucleotides long. The record is from the annotation of a GenBank genome assembly. Lineage: Eukaryota; Viridiplantae; Streptophyta; Magnoliopsida; Aquifoliales; Aquifoliaceae.